Neofelis nebulosa (Clouded leopard) is the source of this 2861-nucleotide messenger RNA. It is a transcript of the gene GPLD1, whose product is annotated as glycosylphosphatidylinositol specific phospholipase D1. Gene Ontology annotation, molecular function: GPI anchor phospholipase D activity. Lineage: Eukaryota; Metazoa; Chordata; Mammalia; Carnivora; Felidae. The record is from RefSeq and is a predicted model, not a curated record. The coding region runs from base 131 to 2653 and encodes 840 amino acids. The transcript has 25 exons. Gene Ontology annotation, cellular component: extracellular region; extracellular matrix.
UGCUGGGCAGUGUUAUUAUUUUGAAACGACGCCGGGCUUCCCGUGUUGGUGACCCGCUUAGAGGGAAAGCAGGGAGCCUGGGCCUGGAUUUCAGACACAUCGUGUCACCGGAGUGGUGAGGAACGAGGGCAUGUCCGCGUGCAGGUUGUGGCCCGGGCUGCUGAUCACACUGGGCUCCCUGUGUCCAAGAGGUUCACCAUGUGGCAUUUCCACGCACGUAGAAAUAGGACACAGAGCUCUGGAGUUUCUCCACCUUCAAGAUGGGAGAAUUAACUACAAAGAGCUGUUGCUUGAACACCAGGACGCGUAUCAGGCGGGAGCCGUGUUUCCUGAUGCGUUUUACCCCAGCAUCUGCGAAAGAGGGCAAUUCCAUGAUGUGUCUGAGAGCACUCACUGGACCCCAUUUCUGAAAGCGAGCGUUCAUUACAUCCGAGAGAACUAUCCUCUUCCUUGGGAUAAGGACACAGAGAAAUUGGUGGCAUUCUUGUUGGGAAUCACCUCUCACAUGGUGGCCGAUGUCAGCUGGCACAGCUUGGGGAUCCAGCAAGGGUUCCUCAGGACAAUGGCAGCCGUUGAUUUUCAUGGCUCUUAUUCGGAGGCACAUUCGGCUGGUGACUUCGGAGGAGAUGUGUUGAGCCAGUUUGAGUUUAACUUUAAUUACCUCGCACGGCACUGGUAUGUGCCCGUCCAAGAUCUGCUGGGAAUUUACAAGAAGCUCUAUGGCCGAGAAGUCAUCACCAAAAGUGCAAUCGUUGACUGUACCUACCUUCAGUUCUUGGAAAUGUAUGGUGAGAUGCUAGCCGUUUCCAAGCUUUAUCCCACUUAUUCCAGAAGAUCCCCGUUUUUGGUGGAACAAUUCCAAGAAUAUUUCCUGGGGGGACUGGAUGACAUGGCGUAUUGGUCCACGAACAUCUUCCGUCUGACGAGCUUCAUGUUAGAGAACGGGACCAGUGACUGCAGUCUGCCCGAGAACCCUCUGUUCAUUGCCUGCGGCGGCCAGCAAACCAGCGCCCAGGGCUCCAAAGUACAGAAAAGUGAUUUCCAUAGGAAUUUGACUGCAUCCCUCACUAAAGAGACUGGAAAAAAUAUAAACUAUACUGAAAGAGGAGUGUUCUUCCGCGUGGAUUCCUGGACCUCGGAUUCCCUUACUUUUGCGUACCAGGCUCUGGAGAGGAACAUACGGACAAUGUUCACAGGCGGCUCUCAGCAGUCGCUGAAGCACGUCUCCAGCCCCUUGGCUUCUUACUUCCUGUCUUCUCCCUAUGCAAGACUCGGUUGGGCAAUGACCUCAGCUGACCUCAACCAGGACGGGCACGGCGACCUGGUGGUGGGCGCUCCGGGAUACAGCCGCCCCGGCCACGUCCAGGUCGGCCGCGUGUACCUCCUCUACAGCAACGACCUGGGCCUGCCCCCCAUCGACCUGGAUCUUGACAAGGAGGCCCACGUGAUCCUGGAGGGCUUCGAGCCCUCAGGUCGGUUCGGCUCAGCCUUGGCCGUGUUGGACUUUAACAAGGACGGCGUGCCUGACCUGGCCGUGGGAGCCCCAUCCGUGGGCUCCGAGCAGCUCACCUACAAAGGUGCUGUGUACGUCUACUUUGGCCCCACACGAGGAGGGAUGUCUUCUCGCCCCAACGUCACCAUCACCUGCCAGGACACCUACUGUAACCUGGGCUGGACGCUCUUGGCCGCGGAUGUGAAUGGCGACGGCGCGCCCGAUCUGGUGAUGGGCUCCCCCUUUGCACCGGGUGGAGGGAAACAGAAGGGCAUGGUAGCUGCAUUUCAUUCCGGCCCCAACGGGAGCGGCAAAGAAAAGCUGGACGUGGAGGCGGCCGACUGGAUGGCGAGGGGCGAGGAGGACUUCUCCUGGCUAGGCUACUCCCUGCACGGGCUCAGCGUGGACGACAGGACGUUGCUGUUGGUCGGGAGCCCGACCUGGAAGAACAGCAACAGUCUGGACCGUUUGUACCGCACUCAGGAUGAGAAACAGAGCCUCGGACGGGUGUAUGGCUAUUUCCCGCCAAAUUGCCGAAGCUGGUUCACCAUUUCUGGAGACAAGGCAAUGGGGAAGCUGGGUACUUCCUUGUCAAGUGGUCACGUGAUGGUGAAUGGGACCCGGAAACAGGUGCUGCUGGUUGGAGCCCCGACGCACAAUGAGAAGUCUAAGAUGGCGUUCCUGACCAUGACCUUGCAUCAGGGUGGAACUGGUCGGAUGUAUGAACUGACGCUGGACACGCAGCCGCCUCUGCUCGGCACCUUCAGCGGAGACCGCCGCUUCUCCCGAUUCGGUGGCAUUCUGCACUUGAGUGACCUGGAUGGCGACGGCUUAGAUGAAAUCCUCGUGGCAGCCCCACUGCGGAUAACAGACAUCACGUCCGGGCUGCUGGGAGGGGAGGAUGGCCGGGUGUACGUCUACAAUGGCAAACAGACCACCUUCGGCGACAUGACGGGCAGAUGCAAAUCCUGGGCAGCUCCGUGUCCUGAGGAAAAGGCUCAGUAUGUACUGAUUUCUCCUGAAGCAAGUUCAAGGUUUGGGAGCUCCGUGAUUACCGUGAGGUCGAAAAACAAGAACCAAGUUGUCGUUGCUGCUGGAAGGAGCUCUUUGGGAGCCCGACUCUCUGGGGCACUUCACGUCUACAGCCUUGGCCUAGACUAAAGGCUGUCCUCCUCUGCGUCCAUCUCUUGUGCCCAGUCAUCUCCAGGGGGAGCGUUCCUGCUGGGGGCAGGGCUCCUGGGAGUGGAGAUGUCCCCGUCUGGGAUGACGAUGCAGUAGACGGUGACAGGGGCUCUGGUGAGCCAGGUCCCCUCCUCUUCCAGAGUUUCAGUCCUUGCUUCCCUUGCAUUUAAACUUCUUCCUGACUUAC